UUUCCGUCAAAAUUGUCUGUCAAAUCCCCGACCUGUCACUGUGCAUGUGGAACUUCCGAAAGCGAAAUAUUUUUCGUUUUCUUUGAAAAAAUUAUCAAGAUUAUUUAAUUCUCUCAAUUAGAACUGUAAAAAAUGCCACCGAAGGCCAAACCGGCAGCACCCAGUAAGAAAACUGAACAGAAAAAGAAAGAAAAAGUGAUUGAGGACAAGACUUUCGGUUUGAAAAAUAAAAAAGGGGCCAAGCAGCAGAAAUUCAUACAGCAAGUCGAGAAACAAGUUAAAACUGGGGGUCACCAUCCUGUUAAAGAAGAUGGGGGGAAGAAAGCGGAAAAGGAGAAGAAGUUGAAGGAACAGAAGGAAAUGGCUAUUUUAUUUAAGACCGUGCAAACGCAGAAAGUCGAGAAAGGGACUGAUCCCAAGUCUGUGGUUUGUUCGUUCUUCAAACAGGGCCAGUGCGGCAAAGGUGAUAAGUGCAAAUUUUCCCAUGAUUUGAGUAUAGAGCGGAAGGCGGAGAAAAGGUCGCUGUAUGUGGAUAUGAGAGAUGAUGAAGAAGAAACUAUGGAAAACUGGGAUGAGCAAAAGCUGUUUGAAGUGAUAGAGAAGAAACAUGGAAAGACGGGGAAAAUGCCCACUACUGACAUUAUUUGUAAACAUUUCUUGGAAGCUGUAGAAAAAUCAAAGUAUGGCUGGUUCUGGCAAUGUCCCUCUGGAGAAAGCUGUAUUUACAGACACGCUCUCCCACCAGGUUUCACGUUAAAGAAAGAUAAGAAAAAAGACGACAAACGUGAUGAAAUAUCACUGGAAGAUCUAAUUGAAAAGGAAAGAGCAGCACUAGGUUCUACUCAAACUAAAGUCACGUUAGAGACAUUUUUAGCGUGGAAAAAACGUAAAAUUCAGGAAAAAAAAGACGCCGCAAAACGGGAUGAAGACAAAAAACGAACCGACUUUAAGGCAGGCAAACAAGUCGGACUUAGUGGUAGAGAAAUGUUUAGUUUUAAUCCUGAAUUGGCGGCGCAGAAUAACAUGGAUGAAGGCGAUGAAGCGUUUGAUUCUUACAAUUAUUCAGACACCGAAGAUGAUGAAGCGGAUUAUAAAGAAAUCAAUUUAGAUCUAAUUAGUGCCGAAGAGGUUGACGGGACUGGAACUGUGGCCUCUGAAGACCGGCUGAAGACAAGCUCAAAAGUAACAGAAAAUGGUGAAGAAGGUGCAUCUGCAGUACCCAUCAAUGAAAAUUUGUUCCUUGAGGAGGAUUUAGAAGCUUUAGAUGAAGAACUAAACGACUUAGAUUUAGAAGAAUAAGGGUGCUAAUAUUUAGCAUUGUUGGAAUUUAAUUUCAUUACUAAACUCGUAAUGCACACCAGAGAUCAACGGUUUAAAAAAAUAAUGUAUUUGUUAAUUUUAUUUUGAAUAAACAUCUCUAAAGAAAAA
This is a messenger RNA of Tribolium castaneum (red flour beetle), 1428 nucleotides long. RefSeq lists its product as uncharacterized. The transcript is spliced from 6 exons. Gene Ontology annotation, molecular function: metal ion binding; mRNA binding. Gene Ontology annotation, biological process: cytoplasmic translation. Bases 133 to 1299 code for a protein of 388 amino acids. Gene Ontology annotation, cellular component: cytosol. NCBI's taxonomy places the organism in Eukaryota, Metazoa, Arthropoda, Insecta, Coleoptera, Tenebrionidae. The record is from RefSeq and is a predicted model, not a curated record.